AUGUGCGGAAUUUUCGCCUACCUCAACUUUUUGACGCCCAAGAGUCGGAAAGAAGUGGUCGACAUUCUGAUCCAAGGCCUCCGUCGUAUGGAGUACAGAGGAUAUGAUUCGGCGGGCCUGGCGAUCGACUCCGGCAAGCCGGAAGAAGCUCAUUCUCCAGUGGCGCUGUUCCGCAAAUGCGGCAAAGUUGACAAUCUUCAGGAGGCCAUUAAUUGUAAGUCAGCCAGAUUUAUAGCAGUUUUUCACCGUCACAUCCCGUAUUUUAAACCGUUUUUUGCUUUAUUGAAUAAUAAGUUAAGGCUUUCAAAUGCCUUCUUUUGUAGCCGUAAUUCUUUAGCCGUAUUUUUGCCAUUUUGUGCGGAAAGAAUUCGUUUUUUUUGUGGAAACGGUAGAAACAAGUGUGAAAAUUUUUCUGUCAAAAUUUGCCAAAAAAAUGUCGCAUCUUUGCCGGCUUUUAAUCUAAAAAUUUUAGCAAUUUUUUCCCCGAGAUUAAUCUGCAGAGGCGAGCUAGGAAUCUCACGUAUGACUUACAAGGGCUCGGCAAAACCUCGUCCCCUGGUUUUUUCUUGAAACAUAUACCAUUUGAAAGAGCGCAAAAAACUGGUCUAGAAGCGACUUUUAUUAGCUGCUAUUAUCCACUUACGCGCUGGCUAGCGAGAAUUUUUUAGUUCUAGGCUAGUCUCACCCUUCUUUUGAGAAAACAAACGCGAUCGGUUUCAAAAGCAAAGCGAAGCAGUGCUUCGGUGGCCUAGUGGGGAAAGGCGCUGCUCAAGGACCUGCGAAGCGGGUUCGAAUCCUGUUUUGAACUUUUUUAUUUUUCUGGCUAGUAUGGAACAAAUAAAGUCAGAAAGUUAUAUUUAAUUUUGGACUAGACUUUUGUGUAUACUCAGGUCCAUUUUAAAAGAAAAAACUACAACUUUUUCGUUUUUUUUCAUUUUGGCCUCUUUGACCUUGUAGUGGGACAUCCUGGGUGGUUGAAACUUUCGAAGGCUUUCAUAUUUUUACUAGGAAUUCCCGCUAACGGAAAGUACGUAAAAAUUGAGUCUGAAAACAUCUUACAUGCUUGGAACAUCUUCGUUUGUCUUGAGUUACAAGACCUAAGACAUCGCGCAAUCACUCAUUGAAUACAUCAACCUGAAUGUCUCAAACUCAGAAAACCUUUUGUAUUUUUUGACAUGGGUUGAAGCGUUCAACCUCAUUAAUGACUAAUAUUUAUAUGAAAAGUGAUUAUUCGAUCUCGUUCACGUCUCAGAAGCAAAAAGUUCCAGAAUUCAACUUGGAAAUUUUGAAAAAUGCCCGCUAGCCAGCCCGUAAGUGGAUAAUAGCAGCUAAUUCAAGGUGAUCCUAAACCAGUUUUUUACGCGCUUUCGAAUGGUAUAUGUUUCAAGAUAAAACCAGGGGACGAUAUCAAUUCCUGAAAGUUUUAGCUCGCGCUUUGCGGGCGCCACCGAGAUAUCGAACGAUUUUUGCCGAGCACGCUAAACGUGGAGAGCGGUCAGAGAGAAAAACGGUUUUUGGCCAUUACUUUGGCAGUUUCGCGCGGAAAAGUUUGAUUUUUUGUAGAAACAUUACACUUUACAAUUGAAAUAGGCAUGGAAUUUUUCGUGCCGAAAUUCGACAAAAAGUCCUAAAUUUUGGCCGACUUUCGAUCUAAAAAUCUCGGUUGUUUCGGCAAAGCGCGGGCUAGGAUUCUCGCAUAUAUCUUAGAAAAAAAUAUUUUAAAUUUGUGCCAAGUUUCAUCAAAAUCUGAGCGUCGCACUUGGAGUACUUCCCCUGAAAAUUGUGCCAAUUUUCAUCAAGAUUUGAGCGUUGCACUUUUAGUACUUUCCCUGUAAACCUAUCAUACAGCAAAGCCCGCCUAUAACGAAUAAUUUUUCUGUGCCUGUAACGAAUUCUCCCAUAUUUAUAUCAAAAGUAUGUAUUACAAAUCGUUUUUCAGCCGACACAAAGCUGGAAUGGGACACAACCUACAACGUUCAUUGCGGCAUUGCCCACACUCGUUGGGCCACGCACGGCUCCCCAAACGACGUCAACUCGCAUCCUCAGCGCAGCGAUGAGGAGAACGAAUUCGUCGUCGUCCACAAUGGAAUCAUCACCAAUUACAAGGAGAUUAAGGAGUAUUUGAAGAAGAAGGGCUGUCAGUUUGAGAGUGAGACGGACACUGAGGUGAUUGCCAAGUUGGUCCAGUACAUUCACGACAAAUACCCGCAGUUCAACUUCAGACAGCUGGUGGAGACCACGAUUCAACAGCUGGUGAGUUGUUGAAGAAGUGUUGUGCACGUGUUUCGACACGAGACCAAUUCUAAGGGUUUUUUAAGGGAAAAAAUUUUUGUGAUUGGUACACUUAACAAAUUUAUAUGUAUUAUAUACUCGGCGCAAAAACUGGGGACCUGAUCGAGUGUCAAAAAAAACUUACCAUUUUGCAUCAAGGGGGUAUCGAAAAUGUGGUAAAAUGCUUCCCUCUCCAAGUGAAAAAACGUUUUGAAGGGCGCCCUUUCCCUCUAAAAAAGAGCGGGCGCGCUGUUGAAAUCGGAGUUUUUUUCAAUUGGAGAGGGAAGCAUUUUGUCACAUUUUUGAUAAUUCCCGGAUGCAAAAUGGUACGUUUUUUUGCCGUUGGAUCAGGUCCACCACUGUAAAAAAUGGCGCUAUGACUAUUCGUGUCAUCGGCAGUUCGGGUCAACGUCGUCGUUGUAUUGAAGCGGGAGGCUAGGAGGAGGCUUAGUUAGUAGAAAUAAUAAGAUUAAUCGGGUGCUAGGACAUAAGCUUAUCGUUUAUUUUGAGGUAUUUUAAAUGCACGUACUCACAUCAAUAAUAUCUAGAUAAAAGUUACGGAGCUUCAUUUUUUGCCGCAAAUUUUGGUCUUUUAUAUGUUACAGUAACUCAGAGUAAGAAAAACUAACGUUUGUAAUAAUCAAUAUAAGAAACAGUAGACACAUUGCAAGUCUUCGUCAAGUGUUCGCCGAGCGUCCGCUAACCAAUAAUCGAACGGCUUUGCCAGGCGUUUUAAGUACCUACAAAAACUUUCUUUUGGGUAUUCACCUGCCCUACGCCCUAUAUCAAUCGAUUUUGUGUUGUUACCCAAACUGUCAUCGACUCGAAAAGUCCAAUGCAACUAUAAAAGAAGUAAAUUGUAAGUCCCUAAAAACAGUGGGCAGCCCUUUCGCAAUUUCCAAAGCCUUCGUAUCGAUCGAUUUUGCGUUGUCACCCGAACUGUCGUUGUCUCGAAAAGUCAUAUCGCUAAAAACUUUACCCUUCUUUUUUCAGGAAGGCGCCUUCGCGUUGGCCUUUAAGUCCCGCCGUUUCCCUGGUCAACUCGUCGCCACUCGCAGAGGCUCACCGCUCGUCGUAGGGAUCAAAAGUGAUGCUCGUCUGAGCUCGGAUCACUUCCCCGUCUACUUCAGCAAGGGUACGUAAAAAUCUGCAUUUUCUAGCACACGGGAUAUUAUUGAACAUUUUUUUCAAAGUUUUAUUAUUGAACAGGCAUUUUUUCGAAAUUCUAGUGUUAUUGUGUUUUGCGGUUGUUGUACAGUUGAGUUGCAGAGGCAGGUUUCAUUUGGCAGGACGACAAGAAGCUGAGAAAUUCCUCUGGCAAAGAGAACAGUCAGUUUUUUGCGAUAGCUUCAUAACGCUAACCGCUAGCUUGCUGGCUUAACAAAUUGACUUGCUUACUAACUACCCGCUGCGUUCUCACAAUGGGUGUUGUGUUUUUGUUGAGUGUGCUCUUGGCUUUUGUUUCUUAUCAAGUUUUAAGGAAUUUGUGACCUUAAUUCUUUUAUUUUUAGGCGCUAGAAUCAAGAGCGAAGAGAUCUUCGAUCAACUGGACAAUGGGGCUGCAAGAUUGGGUAAGUCGGGAUGCAGUUGCAAGCCAGGGGAUGUACAGUGCUGUAGGCUGGUUGUACUGGGAAAAAAAGUUAAAAAUAGAGAAGAAUUUGGCCAAAUCUGGUUUCAAAAUCAUUCAGAGGACACUGAAAGACCUUGAGUUUUGUAACAACAAAACCUUGGAAAAUUCAUGGGGCGCAGAAUGAUAGAAACUUUGCACUGACAACCCCCUGGAACUGAUACAGUGGAGGACCUGAUCCAGUGGCAAAAACGUACCAUUUUGCAUCCGGGAAGUAUCAAAAAUGUGGCAAAAUGCUUCCCUCUCCAAGUGAAAAAAACUACGAUUUCAAAAGCGUGCCCGGUCUUUUUGUGAGGGAACCCUUCAAGACGAAGGUUUUUCACUUGAACAGAGAGGCAUUUUGCCACAUUUUUGAUACUUCCCGGAUGCUAAAUGAUACGUUUUUUGCCACUGGAUCAGGUCCCCCACUGCAAGUACACGAAUCUAUUCGAUUCAUCCGUUGCUUUAAAGGUUACGGGAGUUGGUAAAAAAUGCUUUCUGAACCUUUAAAAACUCCUGGUCAACUUUAUGGUAACUGCUGAAGCCAUUUGUACACCUAGAAACUUAAUCAGCAACACCAAAUUUAUUGCUAGAAUUUCUUGUUGAAAGUGAAUUUUGGUUGAUUCCCAAACGUCCCGCCUGAAUCAUAGAGCCUAUCCUAAGCCCUAAGACCCAUCAAUACCACACUUUUUUCAGGCGACACCAAAGACCGUUCAAUUCGUCCAGCCGAUGCCAAAAACUGGGAAGCCGAGUAUUUCUUCGCCUCAGACGCUAGUGCCAUCGUCGAACACACCAAACAAGUUCUCUUCCUCGAGGACGACGACGUCGCGUUCGUCGAGAACGGCUCGCUGACCAUUCAUCGGAUCAAACGCGAUGGCUCCGAUCCAUCGGCGCAGACUCGCGAGGUCCAGCAGCUGAACCUGGAACUGAACGAGAUUAUGCGCGGCGACUUCAAGACGUUCAUGCAGAAAGAGAUUUUCGAGCAGCCGGAGAGUGUGGUGAACACAAUGCGAGGCCGUGUGCUGCCGGACGGCCGAGUUCUGCUCGGUGGGAUUCAUGACUUCAUCCCGGACAUUAAGCGAUGUCGCCGACUGAUUUUGAUUGCGUGUGGAACGUCGUACAACUCCGGAAUUGCGUGCAGACAGUUGAUGGAGGAGUUGACCGAAUUGCCAGUGGUUUUGGAGCUGGCCAGUGACUUCUUGGAUAGGGAAACUCCCAUUUUUCGGGAUGAUGUCUGCUUCUUUAUCAGUCAGAGUGGAGAAACCGCGGAUACGCUAAAUGCCCUGAGGUAAUAUAGAGAUUUUAAGGGUUAGAAUGAAAAAUAAACCUUAAAAAUACCCAUGUUCUUAUUUACGGAACGUUUGCUUGACGUUUUGCUCGAAAAAUAAUCAAAAUUAUAUUGUACUAGGUAUCAGAUAAAGACCCUUGAUUUCUCUAAAUUCUACAGGCCGAAUUGGCUUCUUUACUGCUUACUAGAAAGGAACAGCCUCCUUAUCAACGGUCAAUAUAAAAUUAGCGAUCAUAUCGAGAGUUAACCCCAAAAAUCGCCUAAAAUUUAUAUUGUACUAGACAUCAAACCUAAAAUUUUUCAAACUUCAGAUACUGCAAGCCCCGUGGCGCUUUGUUGAUCGGAAUUACAAACACUGUGGGCUCAUCCAUUUGUCGAGAGACCCACUGCGGAAUUCACGUCAAUGCCGGGCCUGAAAUUGGUGUGGCGUCGACCAAAGCGUACACUUCGCAGAUCUUGGCGUUGGUAAUGUUUGCGCUGUCCGUCAGCGAUGACCGGAUUUCAAUGCAAAACCGACGUGCUGAGAUCAUCCAUGCUCUGCAGACCAUGCCAGGUAUUUUUUUUUAAUUUUUUGCUGAAUUUUGCAGCCGUGACAUUUUAUACGAUGAAACAUGUUUGGUCAUGUAGAGGAUGUCCUUCUACACGCAGUAUUUUACGCUACGAUACUUCGUAUUUUGCACUAAAAACUGUCAUUUAAAAAAAAAUUUACUAUUUUCAACUAGUGACAUUUUAUACGAUGAAACAUAUCUGAGCAGGUUUCAUCGUAUAAAAUGGUUUCACCUAUUUUAUCCAAAAAACUUAUUUUCAGAUCACAUUAAGACAAUUCUGACCCUGGAUUCGCAUAUUCGAUCAGCCGCUGAGACAAUUUACAAAGAAAAAUCGGUCUUGGUCAUGGGAAGAGGCUACAACUUCGCCACAUGCCUUGAGGGCGCGUUGAAAAUCAAAGAAUUGAGCUACAUGCAUUGCGAGGGAAUCAUGUCCGGAGAGCUGAAGCAUGGCCCGCUUGCGAUGGUCGACGAGAAUCUGUGCAUUAUUAUGGUGGUUUGCAGCGACAAUGUUUAUAAGGUAACGAGUUUGUAAGCUUCUAAACCGAAUUUUGAGCUUUCAGAAGUCCAUCAACGCGCUUCAACAAGUCUUGGCCCGGGGCGGUCGGCCAAUUGUCAUCGCCGACGAGAAGGUUCCGCUGGAUGAUUUGAGCGGCGCCAAGGAGAUAAUCAGGGUUCCAAAGACCGUCGACUGCGUUCAGAACAUCUUGACCGUAAUUCCAUUGCAGUUGCUCAGUUAUCAUGUCGCCGAAUUGAACGGCCUGAACGUGGAUCGUCCCAGAAAUUUGGCCAAAUCCGUCACUGUCGAGUAA
Messenger RNA from Bursaphelenchus xylophilus (pine wood nematode), 6522 nucleotides. Lineage: Eukaryota; Metazoa; Nematoda; Chromadorea; Rhabditida; Aphelenchoididae. The record is from the annotation of a GenBank genome assembly.